Molecule: messenger RNA, 889 nt
Organism: Plasmodium vivax (malaria parasite P. vivax)
Lineage: Eukaryota; Apicomplexa; Aconoidasida; Haemosporida; Plasmodiidae
Product: 60S Ribosomal protein L44, putative
Exons: 2
Coding region: 187-498 (103 amino acids)
Biological process (GO): translation
Cellular component (GO): cytosolic large ribosomal subunit; ribosome
Molecular function (GO): structural constituent of ribosome
Source: RefSeq, a predicted model, not a curated record
ACCAUUUCGCCAACUGUCGCGAAUUUAACCCGCAGUCGAAACGCGCCGCAUUGUGUAUCCUCACAUUGUUACGCUGUUACGCAGUCAAGCAGUCACGCAGCUACUCAGUCAACCGCGCAGCCACGCAGCCGCAUAGCUACUUACUUCCUAGUUACAUUUUCACGUUGCCCGAGUCGCUUGCGCAAAAUGGUGAACGUACCCAAAACGAGGAAAACCUACUGCAGCAACAAAUGCAAGAAGCAUACCAUGCACAAGGUCAGUCAGUACAAAAAGGGAAAGGAAAGAUUGUCGGCCUUGGGAAGAAGAAGAUACGACAUGAAGCAGAAGGGAUUCGGAGGCCAAACCAAGCCCGUUUUUAAGAAGAAGGCCAAAACUACCAAAAAGAUCGUUCUCAAAUUGGAAUGCACAAAGUGCAAGAAGAAACGAUUUCAAACCCUGAAGAGGUGCAAAACGUUUGAGAUGGGAGCCGAUAAGAAGAAGAAGGGAGCCGUUUAUUAAGCGCCCCACCCCACCCCCUGCAUAUUGCGGUCUCCUCCAAAGGAGAAAACACCUUCAUUACUGCUACGAAUCAAAUCGCCCUGUUCGGGAAGUUCAUCCAUUUGGUGGUGGUGCAUCGCGUGUUUGGUGCACACGGAUAUGCGGAGUUGUGAAGCUGAAUAGGUCCGCCUACAUGCUCGCUUAAGGGUGCUCAGAUACGCCCUUGCGAGUAUGCACAAGUAUACCCAUGCGAGUAUGCGCAUUUACGCACUGCUUCCAUACAUGUACAUAUUCUCGCUGUGCGACGUGUGCCUUCGUGCCCCCUGCAUGUGCGGAGUGAUGAUCGGCACGGAACAUUUUUCGAAAAACUCUUUUGAAAUGUAUGAAACGAACUGCUAAAUUUAUCAGUGUU